AAAAAUUUAUCGGCAAUUUGCCCGUCCAUUGAGAUUUUCAGUCAACUCUGUUUGAUUUUAGAUAAUUCUAACGACAAGAAUCAGACACAGGGAAACUGAGCUCCGGAGAGGCGAACUUGGACCCGGAAAACUUGCCUGCGCCAUUUCGUUGCGACGCCCCUGCUCCGUGGCGAAGGGCACACAAAACGAAGAAAAGUCCGGGAUUUGACUUGGUUUGUCGAUCCUGUCAGCCCUUUUGUAAUAUUAGGCUAGCAUUUAGUACUUUUGAGUCUUAAAAGACAGUAAAAAUAUAGCUCCUGAACGUGAACUAGGACUCGGGUGAUCCGGAGAGAUUUGCGUUACUAGGGACCAUACACCCAGGAACUGUUAACGGAGCAGACUCACAAGUCUCCAGGAGAGCAGCUACAAUACCUCCUCAGGGGCGCUUUGAAGUUCCCAAGGAAAACGCAAGACAGCCCACAAUGGCCACCUCCAUUGAGUCUGAGGAGGGCAACUUACAACCUAUCAACAAUGAACUUUCCCCUCGUAACAAGUUAUACAUGAAGAUUAAUGAAAAUUUGUCUGAAUCUGAAGUAGAAAGCUUGCGAAUGUCAAUGAUUACCGACAAGCUUAUUGCCAGAGGAAGAGUUCAGAAAGCAAAGCCCCAUGAAAUCUUUAACAUGUUAGAAGAUGAUGGCAGGAUGGGAGUGGGAAAUCUCUUAUUAUUGAAGGACCUGUUAAGACAGCUUAAUAAGGGGAAGCUAGCAGAAGAAGCUGAUGAUGUGGAAAAGAUGGAGGCAGUUUCGAACAUGAAUAAGAGGAAUGCUCCAGAGGACUUAUUUGUACAUGCCAGUCCUAAACAUCUCAAGAUGGGAAGUGAUGAUGAAGGAUCAGAUCACUCUGACAGCUCUGCAGAAAGUGGCAUCGGAUGUUCAGCUUCACCUCCCCUAGACACGGAGACACAGGAUUCAGAUAAUGUUGAAGACCACGCAUCACCUACUGAAGACAAAACGGAUUGCUCAAAGAUCACAACAGUGGGAGACGUGUAUAAGCGGAUAGACUACCUCCGAACAAAGAUUGCCAAACUGACCAGAUAUCCAAAGAGUAUCUCACAAGCAAAAACCAUGGCGUAUUUAAAAGCAUCAAAAGAGUUAGACUAUCUGAUGCAACUUUUGGCUGAACAAGGCACCGGAGAGCUUAGGGUGGACAUUGCACUGAUGGACACUCAAGAAGAGUUUCAAGAUAGAUAUGAAACGGGAGCUCUCAGCCAGACAAUACAGAAGGAAGUCAAGCAGAUCAUGCGGUCAUCCAGCGAUGACAUAGUAAAUGUGAAACCUGAUGUCAGUGUUGACUUCAGCCAGAACACAACUGAAAGCACAAAUUGUAGUCCAGAACGACGUGCCACUAUCAAGGUGACGGCAGAGGAUGUACAGCUCGAAGACAGCUGUAGGUUGGACAAAGACUCUGCUGUUAGGCAGCUGUUCAAGUAUCUUGUUAAAAAUCCAAAGAAACUGCACCCAAUUAUGGAAUAUCUUAACAGCUUUCAUGUGCAAGUAAGAACCAUAUCAUAUGGAUCCAUUGACUUUGAAUGCAUCUGCCUAACACCAGAGUCAGCAGUCCACUUACAUCAGGAAUACAAUGGCCAAAGACUCCAUGCCCAGUUUCAGAGGGUGCUCUCAAGCCUUGCCAUAUUGACAGAAUUCGGCAUCAAGUCCAUUUCCUUGGCUGUCCAGCUCACAUUUGCAGAUGAAGGGUUCAUCAUGGACCAUCACAGCAUGAGACAAAAAGUGACAAACGCCCCAGUUAACGAAGAGGCGAGGCUGUCUCCGGAGCAGCGGCCGAGGACCCAGCAGAAGCUGAUCCCGUGGCUCCGUCAGCGGGUGAGCUCCGGCCAGGUCCCCGGCGUAGAGUGGGUGGAUGAGCCGAGAGGGGUCGUCAAGAUCCAGUGGCCCCGGAAAAGCCAGCAUGACUACAACGUGAACCAAGACGGCGCCAUCUUUAAGGAGUGGGCGGUUCACACGGGAAUGUACACCGAAGGUGUGGACACUCCAGACCCGUCCAGGUGGGAGACCAACUUCAGGUGCGUCAUGAACGAGUCUACUGAGGCCGAGUACCUGCGAGAUCAGAGUCAGGAGCAAGGUGACAGCCCUUACCGAGUGUACCGUCUCUCCCCAUCGUCCGCAGAUGACGCCUCUCAGCAACAGCUAGUAAGCCACGUCUCACCAGUUCUUGAUGAAGACUGUGAGUUACAGAUUGAGCCAUAUUACGGUAGCGACAUGGUGUUCCGCACCAAGCCGUCCCACGGAUGCCUGAUUCACCCUCCGAGCUUCCAGCGGAACGGUUUCCACGUUCCCGCCAAGUUGGUGGUGCUGUCCGAGUACACCGGUGGCAAUGCCCACAAGCAGAAACAGUACAACCGGAUCUUCAAUCACUUAGACAAAGGUAUUGCCGCUCGGGUCUUCAAUAACGACUUGUACGUGACCCGGCACUGCCGUGUGCGGGUGUUAUGCCGGAUGGUUGGCGGGAAGGUCGUCAAGCUGAAAAAAGGCGCGAAAACCAAGGUGUUCGACUACGGCAAUUUCUUGGCAGUGCUCCAGGACUACGCGAGGACCGGGUUGACCCACCAGCGCCCGGAGACCCAGGUGUAUCUGAACAUCGGGCAAAACGACCCAGGUCCUCCCAACUCCCAGGCUCUCAUCACCGUGGUACUCCGUCACGUGACCGCAGAACAGCGCCUGCGCACUGUGGACGAUUCACUACCAAAUAUGGGUCAAUUCCGUAAACCACAUUUUGAGAGGGUUCCGAACAUGGCGCACACUUCUCCUUCCAAUCUCUACUUGCGGAUCUCUCAGAAUCUUAAAGACAACGAAAGCAGGGAUUUUCACAAUUAUGUGGAAAGCAAGGGUAUUUUACCAGCCAGGGAUCUGCCACAUAUGAACCCAAAUGAGAUCGGCAUUAAGCUAGAACACAAAAAACUGUUGUGGGCAGGAGAGCCUACAGUUUUGGAAGAUGUCAUGACAAAAAUCGGUAGGGUAGACUUUGCAGAAGAGGCGAAGCAGAUUGCAGCACGACAGAAAAAAGGUGUAAUGUUUGAGAAUAUGCCAUUCGACGAAGGGGCAGGGUCAUCUGCAAAGCGGCCAAAGUUGUCACCUGACGAAGGAACCAUGGAUGCUCCAAUAAAGCUGACAUCAACACGGAUGGUGAACAACCGAAGACAGAUCUACAUCUCACCUGAAGCGGAGAGGAUCAUCUCCAACCUCCAGCCUCGCCCCGUGGACGUGGUGGCAGUGGUGGGGCCGAUGAGGAAGGGAAAGUCCCAUCUAGCAAAUCUCCUGUGCAAAAGGAAGUCUGGAUUCCCACUUGGAGACGAAAUGGAAUCGAAAACAAAGGAUUUCUGGUUCUGGAUCGGUCCCCACCCUGUUAAGACCAACCGAUAUCUGAUGGUUGUCGACACUGAAGGCCUGGGCGACUACUCUGACGAGGAACAGAACGAGAAAGACAUCAAGUGUCUGGUUUUGGCCACCCUGCUUUCAAACCACCUGGUCUUCAACCUCCAGGAUAACCCAUACCGCAGCUUUGUUUCUCAGCUCAGGUUGAUGGGAGAUCUUGCAGAGCAUGUUCGUGUCCAAAAAGAUGGUAACGACGGAGGAAACAACCUUGGUCACCACUUCCCCGAGCUGUGGGUUACCGUGCAAGACGCGCGUCUUAAACCUCCUCAAAGGGACGGAAUGCGCCUAACCCCUGAUGAGUUUCUGGAGGUCAUGUUGGAACGAAAAGACGGCCACACAAAAUCAAUCCGUUCCCACAAUGAGAUAACUGACGCAGUGAAGGCUUUCUUCCCGAAGCGGCAUCUUCGACUGAUUCCUGCACCUUCCAUAGACUCAGACAUCCUGAGCAACCUCGACAAAGUAGGGGACAACGUCCUACAGACGGACUACAAAGAUGCUGUUAGUGGCUUCACUGGUGAGAUCUGGAACUCCGGACAGGUCAAGAAGGUCAACGGAGAUGACAUAAAAACCACAGGUCUUCUCCAUAUCAUGCGGUACUACGUCAACGCCAUCAACGACCCAAACGCCCUACCGUCAGUCUUCGGUGAUUACGAGGCCAUGGCUGAAGGAGAGUGCAGCCGGGCCUCAGACGAGCAGCUGAAAGCGUUCCAGGAGACCGUGGAGAAAACAGUGAAGCCACUAAUGCCGACUGACGAGGAGAUCUGCAACAGGGAAAUCCAGACUGCAACAGACACUGCAGUCUCCAGGCUGUCUGCAGAUGUGGGGAAGUGGGACAAAGUUGGAACAUGGAAGAAACGCCUCCAGGGGAAGCUCGAGACAGAACGCCUUGCCCUGAUCAAUGUUAACAGUGCCAAGUCUAAGGACUUUUGCGAGGCGAUCAUCAAAGAAGUAGACCAGCCCGUCCGACAGAAAGUGGGGAAGGGCGAGUACAACAGAAUCGGUGGAUUCAAUACAUACGUAAGAGAGAUGGAUGUCGUGUACAGCGCCUACAGGCAAAAAGCUUCUGGAAAAGGCCCAGCAAUUGAAAAUGUACUACAGACCUUCCGCACCACUGAGACGACCAGGAGGGACACGAUCAGGGACACCGACGGCAAACUGGUGGAGGAAGACCGUCGGAUUAAGGAAGAGCAGAGAAAGAAACAAGAGGCCAAGGCCGCAGCAGAAAGGGCCGCUGAAAAGGAACGUCUAGCAAGGGCUGAAGCAGCGAGAGCUGAGGAGGCAAAGAAGCGUGCUGAGGCCGAGAGGGCUGCAGAAAAAGCGAGGAGACAAGCCGCACAACAGGAAGCGGCCAAGGCUGCCGAGGCAAGGAAGCGCGCUAAGGCCGAGAAGGCUGUAGAAGAAGCGAAGAGACGGACAGCUGAAGCUCAGGCUGAAGCUGCCAGACACCCACAGCGGGCAGCGGAGGAAAGGGCACGGAGAAAGCGAAGGGGAAAGUUCUUAGGCCUCUUUUGAAAGAUAGGGAUCUUUACUAGGGUGCUAAGAAAAGCAAAGGAAGUAGUAUACUUGUUCUCAUUGAAAUUUAAUAGGUGUGGCAAUAAAAACUAUUGCCAUGGCGACGUUAUUAUUAUUAUAUAGAGUUAUUCCCCUGUAAAGGGACGAUGCAACUACACGUCUGUGGACAAAUUCACGAGAUUUUGAGAAUUCUUGUCAAACUGUCGCAAACUAUACUAUUAGGCUCGCCCUUGAGGCGUCGCCAAAAAUGUUAUAUUCUGGGCUACUAAAUGAAUUCUUCGUCUCUUCUCAGGCGACAACCUAUUCUUAGGGGGUGAAAUCCCACCCGUGGCUAUAAUAAUCUUCGAAGCCAACAACCAGUGUGAAUGUUGUGGUGCAUCUUUUGCAAAACAUUACUGGGGCUGUGGAAAAACGAAGAGGCCAGUGAUGUUGACUCCGUAUCAAAUUAUAAAGGCAGGCGACAGCAUUCUUUUUUUACAUUUCAAUGAGAACGAGCCUGAAACGUUUGUGUCUUUUUUGGCUAGGACACCAUUCAGAGAGUUAACUUUUGAUACUGGAUUUGUCGUUCACAAUUCUACUGUUCAAGGUUAGCUAAUGAUGACACAAGAAUCUGCUGAUGAUUCUCCAUUGACAUAUAUCAUUAAGGCCCUAUAAGCUAAGUUGACAUUAUGAUGUACAUGUUACGAGGUGUCAUAUUUUUGCUUCUAGAUUAGUGAGUAAGUGAGGUUUAAAAGUUUUUCUUGUGUUUGUUGUGUUUAAACAUAAAAGAGAAAAGUUAACGUGAAAGGUACCAUUGUUUGAGAUGCUUAGUUUGUAGUCUUUGUGUGGCUAUGACAUGCAAGUAGCGCAGAUAAUUAAUUGACGCCCAACCAAUCCGUGACAGGGAUGUCAAACCAUGACUGUAACAGAGAAAUUUUGCUUGGAAGCUGUUCCCUCUAUGAUGAUGUUAUCUCGUAGCUAAAGGCACCGAGGACUUAUGAAAUGAGUAGCUGGUACUUACGUCUACGGAAAACCAGCUCAAACAAGAACAAGAUACAGUAUAGACGUUAUGCCUUUACUAGUAAGAGUUAUGUAUCAACCCAGAAUUAGGUGUGUUUGAUUAACAGUUUUCCCUUGAAGUGUUGUAGAAUAGAACUCGUUGCCACCAAGUACUGUCGGAUACAACGCUUUCAUCUUGUUGUUCAAAGAUCAUACAGGAACGGUUCAGUGUAUAAUUUAUAUCCAGUUGCUACCUCGCCGCGUGUCUGCGAAGCUGGUGUAUAACGCUGAAGGGCGAUUAUAACGAAUCGGUUAUGUAGCUUGUGAAGUCAAGCUGUUUAUCAAAUGUUAGCUGGUGUGUGCGAUAUUUAGCCUAAAUUCUAGACCCAUCGGACACCCCUUUCCAACAAAUAUGCAGAGCGUUCUGAAAGCUAAUGGAUCUUUAACGCCUUUUGAGAUCUUAUGAGAAAACUGUGCGUGGUUGUUCAACAGGGGCUAUCGGAUUUUGCUGUUGUAGGCUGUUGUGUUAAGAGCUUUGUAUAACAAUCUAAAGAGUGACGUGUGCUCUCGAUGUAUCCUAAUUUAGCUGUUUUGUUUUGUCGUGUUGUAUUUUAAACACAGCGCUUUGCAAGACAAGAGUUAAUGCAUGUGUGAAGUGUUUUUGUCUAUACAAGAAAUUCUGAAUUGGAAAUUUUCUUGAUUGUUAUCAGGCUUGAAAUCACAAUACAACCGGGAUUAAGUGUGUAACAAGUAUGUUUAUGUUUUGUUUCGCUUUACCUGACAUCGCCAACGAUAUCUUUUAUCUGUUGAGCGAAACGGUCAUAAUUGAAGGUGAUGCAUCAUCAAUUCAAUUCACUACAGAGUAAAAAAAAAAAAAACUUGUCAUCCGGUUAAGGUUCAAUUGACGCCACAGGUAUCUUGUCAAUGCUAUAAGAUUGUGUCUCUGUAAGUCUUGUGAGUUUAGGUUCUGGGGUGACCGGUCAUUCGUGUGGUAGCUUUGAGUGUUCUUGAGACACUAGUGAAGAACACAUAGCCAUGACCGCGGUAAAACUCAUUUGAUACUAAAAAUGGCACCCAUAUGGUAACCAUGACUUUACUCAACUUGCUUGGUACAUGCUACUUGUUCGCCACACGUAUGUUACUUUGUGCACCUUUUGAAUACAAAAAAUAAAAGACUUGUUGAUUGUGA
Messenger RNA from Branchiostoma floridae (Florida lancelet), 7107 nucleotides. RefSeq lists its product as uncharacterized. Lineage: Eukaryota; Metazoa; Chordata; Leptocardii; Amphioxiformes; Branchiostomatidae. The coding region runs from base 462 to 4940 and encodes 1492 amino acids. The record is from RefSeq and is a predicted model, not a curated record. Gene Ontology annotation, molecular function: GTPase activity; protein binding; transcription cis-regulatory region binding. Gene Ontology annotation, biological process: regulation of DNA-templated transcription; regulation of apoptotic process. The transcript has 21 exons.